CGCCCGUCCGCCCUCCGCGCCGGCCUCGGCCUUGCAGUGCCCGCUGCGUCCCGCGCUCCCGCGCCGCGUUCCGCCCAGGCCGCGCCCAGCUGGAAUGCAGAAAUCGCCGCCCGGCUACGGCGCACAGGACGACCCGCCCGCCCGCCGCGACUGUGCAUGGGCCCCGGGACCCAGGGCCGCCGCUGAGCCGCGCGGCCUCCCCCCCGCGCCCGCCUCUCCGCCCAGCCCGCCGCACAGCCCCGAGCCCGGGCGCUAUGGCCUCAGUUCGGCUGGCCGCGGGGAGCGCCCGACGGCCGACGAGCUGCGCAUCCGGCGGCCCAUGAAUGCCUUCAUGGUGUGGGCGAAGGACGAGCGCAAGAGGCUGGCCCAGCAGAACCCGGACCUGCACAACGCAGUGCUCAGCAAGAUGCUGGGCAAAGCGUGGAAGGAGCUGAAUGCGGCGGAGAAGCGGCCCUUCGUGGAGGAGGCCGAGCGGCUGCGCGUGCAGCACCUGCGCGACCACCCCAACUAUAAGUACCGGCCCCGCCGCAAGAAGCAGGCGCGCAAAGCUCGGCGCCUGGAGCCUGGCCUCCUGCUCCCGAGCCUGGCGCCGCCGCCCGAGUCCUACCCUGCGGCGCCCGGUCCGGCCCGCGCCUUCCGCGAGCUGCCGCCGCUGGGCGCCACCGAGCUCGACGGCCUGGGGCUGCCCACGCCCGAGCGCUCGCCGCUGGACGGCCUGGAGCCGGGCGAGGCGGCCUUCUUCCCCCCGCCCGCGGCGCCCGAGGACUGCGCGCUGCGAGCCUUCCGCGCGCCCUACGGGCCCGAGUUGGCCCGGGACCCCGGCGGCUGCUACGGGGCGCCCGUGCCGGAGGCGCUCAGGACCGCGCUCCCCGCCGCGCAGCUCGCCGGCCUCUACUACGGGGCCCUGGGCGCGCCGGGCCCCUAUCCUAGCCCGCUGUCGCCGCCGCCCGAGGCCCCACCACUGGAGGGCGCCGAGCCGCUGGCGCCUGCCGCCGACCUGUGGGCCGACGUGGACCUCACCGAGUUCGACCAGUACCUAAACUGCAGCCGGACUCGGCCCGAUGCCCCGGCGCUCCCAUACCACGUGUCGCUGGCCAAAUUGGGCCCGCGUGCCAUGUCCUGCCCGGAGGAGAGCAGCUUGAUCUCGGCGCUGUCCGACGCCAGCAGCGCUGUCUACUACAGCGCCUGCAUCUCCGGCUAGGCCUGCGCCCCUGCCCUAGCGCUUCUUCCUGCGCCACCUCGACCUUGCGGCCCUGCCGCUCCGCUCCCUCGCUCAGAUGUACGUGUCCCACGGACAGCCUGGACGCUCGCGUUGGGCGGCCCACCUCCCGGGGCCCUGAGGGGUGAGUGGGGGUCGGGGCUGUUCCCGGGAGCCCAGGCCUGGGACCUGCUGGCUGGCCCUGUCAGGGUUAACUUUUGGAAGCACUUAAUCCUUUUCCUGCCGUGUAUUUCUAAAACCAGAUUGUAUUUUUUACUUUGCCUUUUUUAUAUACAUAAUACAAUAUAUUUAAUUUUUAAUUAAACCUUUACACGUUUCAGUGACCACCAGCAUCCAUGCAGCAAGGGCUUUUAAAUACAAGGAACAAUAAUGUCUGCUGUAAAGGAGGGGCCAGGAGCUGGGUCCCUCCCGGGUAAGGGCCGCAAUAAAAUGCCUGGGCCAUUCCUCUGCA
Heterocephalus glaber (naked mole-rat) is the source of this 1670-nucleotide messenger RNA. RefSeq names its product SRY-box transcription factor 18 (gene Sox18). Gene Ontology annotation, cellular component: nucleus. Gene Ontology annotation, biological process: lymphangiogenesis; angiogenesis; vasculogenesis. The record is from RefSeq and is a predicted model, not a curated record. Gene Ontology annotation, molecular function: RNA polymerase II cis-regulatory region sequence-specific DNA binding; DNA-binding transcription activator activity, RNA polymerase II-specific. NCBI's taxonomy places the organism in Eukaryota, Metazoa, Chordata, Mammalia, Rodentia, Bathyergidae.